This is a messenger RNA of Haliaeetus leucocephalus (bald eagle), 5067 nucleotides long. Its product is annotated as vitellogenin-2-like. The record is from RefSeq and is a predicted model, not a curated record. Lineage: Eukaryota; Metazoa; Chordata; Aves; Accipitriformes; Accipitridae. The transcript is spliced from 34 exons. Gene Ontology annotation, biological process: lipid transport. Gene Ontology annotation, molecular function: lipid carrier activity. Bases 1 to 5067 code for a protein of 1688 amino acids.
AUGAAGGGACUCAUCUUGGCCCUGGUGCUCGCCCUCGUGGGGGGCCAGAAGCAGGACCUCGAGCCUGUUUUUCAUACCGGCAAGACCUACCUGUAUGGCUACGAGAGCUUCAUCCUUCACGGGCUGCCCAGCAGAGGCCUGGCGAUGGCAGGGGUGAGGCUGACCUGCAAGCUGGAGAUCACCUAUGUGUCUCACAGCGACCACCUUCUCCAGAUUCAAUCACCAAAGCUGGAGGAAUACAAUGGCUUCUGGCCCACGGACCCCUUCACUGCAUCUUCGAGGCUCACAGAGACCCUUGCUGCAUGCUUCAGCCAAGCCUUUAAGUUUGAAUACACUGAUGGAAGGGUUGGAAGUAUAUUCGCCCCUGAGGACUGUCCCAUCCUGUGCACUAACCUAGUGAGAGGGAUUCUGAACAUGAUGCAGAUAACCAUCAAAAAGUCACAAAAUGUGUAUGAACUACAGGAGGCUGGGAUUGAAGGCAUCUGCCAAACCAGAUAUGUUAUCCAGGAUGACAGCAAGAAUAACCGUGCCAUCAUUUCCAAAAGCAAGGACCUGAUGGACUGCCAGGAGAAAGCGGUGAAGAACAUGGGAAUGGCAUACAUCCGCCCCUGCCCCACCUGCCCCCUGAAAGUCAGAAAUGUUAAGGGCACGGUGAUGUUCACUUACAAGAUGAAGUAUGAUGACAGCGGGGCCUUGAUGACAUCUGCUAUGUCUGAGCAGGUGUACCAGAUCUCUCCUUUCAAUGAACCCGACGGGGCAGCAGUCAUGGAGGCAAGACAAGAACUGUCUUUGGUCGACAUUAAAAGGACUCCCAUCAGUGCACCAAAAACUCAGCUGCAAAACCAGGGGAGUCUUCGUUAUCAUUUCUCAGGAGAGCUACUCCAGAUGCCAAUUCCUCUAAUAAGGAUUAAAAAUACAGAUUUACAGUUAACAGAAACGCUGCAGCAAUUAGUUCAGAAUAACGAGGAGGGAGCCACUAAAGAAGCUUCAACCAAGUUCUUACAAAUGGUCCAGCUUUUUCGUAUAGUGACCCUUGAUCAAAUUGAGUCUUUGUGGAUACAGUUUGCCAAUGACCUUCCUUACAGAAACAUUAAAGACUGCUACUUCUUUCUUCUGCAGACUUUUUUGACCUGUCCCCAAAUCCAGAAAGCACCGAUGCAUCGAAUAAUUGUUUACCUGGGAUAUGGUAGCAUGGUAAAUAAAUACUGUGCUCAGACUUCACUUUGUCCAAAUGAACUUCUUCAGCCACUCCACAACCUUGCUACUGAAGCCACCAGCAAAAGUGAUGCCAAAGACAUGGCUUUGGCCCUGAAAGCCAUUGGCAAUGCAGGAGAGCCGGCCAGUAUCAAACGCAUCCUGAAGUUUUUGCCAACAUUUUCCCCAGCUGCAGCUUCAUUACCAAACAGAAUUCAUGCUAAUGCCGUGUUGGCCUUGAGGAAAAUUGCCAGAAAAGACCCUGUAAAGGUAAGGGAGAUCGCCCUCCAGGUCUUUAUGGACAACACACUUGCUCCUAACGUCCGAAUGGUGGCUUGUGUUGUCCUCUUCGAAACGAAGCCUGGUCUUCCAACUGUAACAGCUAUGGCCAUCUCGCUGCUGACAGAGCCCAGCUUACAAGUAGCCAGUUUCACAUAUUCACACAUGAAGGCUUUGGCAGUAGGCAGGAUCCCACAGCUCUAUAAUUUAUCUGCUGCUUGCAACAUUGCCAUCAAACUACUGAGCCCCAGACUUGACAGGCUGAGCUAUCGUUACAGCAAGGUCAUCCAUGUCGGCGAUUAUUCCUGUGAGUACCAGGCUGGUGCCAUUUGGAGGGUCUAUCUAAUGAACAGUCCCAGCACCAUGUUUCCAUCCGAUAUAAUCACAAAAGUAAGAGGAUAUUAUGCAAAUACUGCAACGGAUAUUAUUGAGGUGGCUCUCCAAUCGCAAGGCCUAACCAAGCUUAUCAGGAAGCAGAAUAUUCCCUUUGCUGAGUAUGAUACAUACAGGACACUGAAGGAACUCGGUAAAACGCUACUGGGAUGGAAAGAACUGCCUCCCGAAGACCCUCUGGUGUCCGCUUAUGUCAAAGUAUUGGGCCAAGAGAUCGCCUCUGCUGACAUUGAUAAAGACGCCAUUCAGCAGAUCAUGAUGAGUCUAACUGGAUCAUCAAACUGGCAGCCACUGGUGAAAAAAGUGGUGGAAGAGGUCCAGCGAGGUAUUUCAGGCCGAUGGACCCUACCGGCAAUGGCGGGCGAGCUGCGGCACAUUGUCCCCACGGUGGUCGGUGUGCCACUGGAACUCAGUCUGUGCGGUGUUGCGCUGGCCCAGGCUGCGGCUGACGUGGAUAUACAGAUAUCACCACCUUUAUCUGACAAUUUUAGACCUUCACAGUUGCUGGAAACCAAGAUGGAUAUUCAUGCUGACAUCAAGCCAAAGGCAUAUUUUCAUAUGAUUGCAAUGAUGGGGAUUAAUACACAAUACUUCCAGAGUGGUCUUGAAUUUCAUGCAGAGUUCAGUGCCAACACUACAAUGAAAUUUGAUGCCAAGAUAAAUAUGAAAGAGAAAAAUUUGAAGAUUGAAACCCCUCCCUGCCAUCAGGAGGUUGAGCUUGCUGCUGUGAGGAGUGAAGUUUAUGCUAUUUCAAGGAACAUGGAAGAAAUAGAUUACGAAAAGAAAUCCCAGCUUCUCCCCAAAGGAGAAGUACCAAGUAUCUCUAAUGAGCCAUUUCAGCCAUCAGAAAGUUCUUCAAGACCUGGCAGCUGGAAGCAAAGCAAUAUUCCUAGUGUGAUAUCCAAGCAAAGUUCAGAAGAAGCACAUCACCACAGCAUAGGAGGAAGAUUUUAUGCACGCAACUUCUGUAGAAAAUUUGAGAGUUUGGGAUGUUCUGCUUGUCUCAGCCUAAAGUCACAAAAUUCUGCUUUCUUAAGAAAUACCUAUCUGCACAAAUUAAUUGGAGAACUUGAAGCCAAAAUAGUUUUGAAGCCAGUUCACACAGAUGCUGAUAUUGACAAAAUACAGCUGGAGAUUCAGGCAGGAUCCAAAGCAGCUUCCAAAGUAAUUGAUGUAGCAAGCUCAGGGCCUAAGGAAGAGGAUGAGACAUCUCUGUACGAGGACAUUCAAGCUAAACUGAAGAAGAUUCUAGGCAUUGAAAAUGUGUUCCAGGUUGCAAAUAAAACACGGCGCCGUAAGAAACGGAUUCAGAGUAAAGAAAAGAUUGCAGUUAUGGACCUCUGGGCAAAACCCAUUGCAAGUCCCCUCUCCAGCUCAUCCUCUUCUUCCACUGCUUCCUCUGCUGAUGGUAAAGAGCCUGGAAAUGAAUACAAGAAAGAUGAAAUAAGGCAAUCUGGGAAGAAGCGUGGCAGCAGCAGCAAGAGCAGCAGCAGGAGCAGCAGUGGCAGGAGAAGCAGCAGCAGUAGUGUCAGCACUACUAGCAGCAAAAUCUGCAGCAGCAGCAAAGACCACUCUGGAGAUAGGCACUGCAGUGAGAACACUGAAUAUUCCAAGCAACAGGCAAAUCUACCUGUUUACCGGUUUUGGUUCAAGCCAGCAGAUAAACAGGACCCAGGAAGGGAAGUCCUGAACUGCAGCAUCAGCUCCUCCUCUUCUUCAGUUAGUGGUGAAGGCAUCUCUAGAGCCACGUCUCAGCCUAAAUUCUUGGGAGACAGCAAGCCACCGAUCCUGGCUGCAGUCCUUCGUGCCAUCCACAGAAACAAGCAGCCGACGGGAUUACAGCUUGUACUGUACACUGAUACACAACCCAUGAGAUCGAGGAUACAGUUAUUUGUUUCAAGCAUCACAGGAUCGAGUAGAUGGAAACUCUGUGCUGAUGCUUCAGCAAUAAAUUCCCAUAAAGUAUCAGGUUCUCUUAAAUGGGGUGAAAAUUGCCAGGACUACCAGAUUGCUACUCAGAUUGCAACAGGGCAAUAUGCUGCUUAUCCAGCUAUGCAGGUGAAGCUGGAGUGGCCAAAAGUACCUUCAAUAGUCCGAACAACUGCAAAAUGGUUCUACUCAUUUCUUCCAGGAGCUGCAUAUGUGCUUGGGUAUUCCCAAAGGCAACAGCGUGGUCCCUCUCACUGGGCAACCUUGGUUAUGGCUCUGACAUCUCCAAGAACCUGUGAUGUGGUCCUCAAGCUACCUGAGCUCACAAUUUAUGACAGAGCCAUCAGGCUUCCCCUGCCAUUCCCUUCAAGUCGAGGUACACCGAUUUCAAAACUACCAUCCUCUGACCGGAAUGUCUUUUCCCAAGCAACACUUUCAGUCAUUGAAAACCUUAAAGCUCGUUGUUCAGUUUUCCAAAAUACAAUCACAACCUUCAAUAGUGUUGAAUUUAACUAUUCAAUGCCUGCAAAUUGCUACCAUGUCUUGGUGCAGGACUGUAGUCCAGAACUGAAAUUCCUGGUGAUGAUGAAAAGACUUGAGGAGUCUGCUGACCUUACAGCAAUAAAUGUCAGACUUGCUAGCCAUGAGGUUGACAUGUGUGUUUCCAAUGGACUCAUCCAGUUGAAGAUUAAUGGUGUUCAAGCCCCAACAGAUGUUCCAUACACAUCUAAUUCUGAUGCAAGCAUGCUGAUCAGCAGCGAAAAGGAAGGUCUGUCACUAAAAGCCCCAGAUUAUGGCAUAGAUAAACUAUAUUAUGAUGGGCAUAGACUUGAGAUUCAGGUUGCUUUCUGGAUGGCUGGAAAAACAUGUGGUAUUUGUGGGAAAUACGAUGCUGAGAAGGAAAGGGAAUAUCAAAUGCCCAGUGGAUAUUUAGCUAAAGAUGCAGUGAGUUUUGGUCAGUCCUGGAUCAUUUCAGAAGACCCCUGUGCUGGAGCUUGCAAGCUGCAGCGCAAAUUUGUCCAAAUUGAGAAGCCGGUUGCGUUUGAGAAGAAGGCAGCAAAAUGCUUCUCCAUGGAGCCAGUCCUACGCUGCGUAGAAGGCUGUUCAGCAACCAGGACUGUUCCCGUCUCCGUGGGCUUCCACUGCGUACCAGCGGCCUCCACUCUCAGCCUGGAAGGGCAGACGAGGCUCGACCAGAAGUCCGAGGACGUCGUGAGCACAGUUUCUGCCCAUACGGCCUGUUCCUGUCAACAACAGUCGUGCCCGGCGUGA